Molecule: messenger RNA, 5302 nt
Organism: Dermochelys coriacea (leatherback sea turtle)
Lineage: Eukaryota; Metazoa; Chordata; Testudines; Dermochelyidae
Gene: GNG7
Product: G protein subunit gamma 7
Exons: 7
Coding region: 507-713 (68 amino acids)
Biological process (GO): G protein-coupled receptor signaling pathway
Cellular component (GO): heterotrimeric G-protein complex
Molecular function (GO): G-protein beta-subunit binding
Source: RefSeq, a predicted model, not a curated record
GUUGGGGUGCUGGGCGCCGAUUGGUCCUCCCGUGCUGUCAGUCAAGCCGCGGGGUCCCCACCGCGUCCCCGGCUGGGGCUCGGCAGCAGGUUGCGUUGCGCGGCGGAGGUUGGUGUCUGAGGCGGCCGCGGCGGCGGGCUCCCUUCCUCCGCCCCCUCGGUGCCCCGCGCCCUGCGGAGGGUUUUAAUUCUGUGUUUACUAUGUUUGUUUGGACAAAAUUAGGAUUCCAGAUCUAAUUGCAACAUGGUGUUUACCUUCUCCUUACACCCUUGAGCUUGUGCAAUUGUGUAUCUCAUUCUACUGAGGGUACGUAAAUUCUGCAUUCUGAAUGAAAAGGCUCACUUGCAGAUGUUCUUCUGGGAAAGGAAAAGUGUCUUCAGUCAAGCCAGAGAAAUCUGCUAUCUUGGUGCUGAAAACAGUAGUUUUGACAUCCUCUAAACAGGAAUAAUCCAGGAACAGUGAGGAAAGCGUUCUCAAGUGCUGGGGGCUAGAACUGAUGGCAGACAAUGUCAACGACUAACAACAUAGCACAGGCCCGGAAGCUGGUGGAGCAACUCCGUAUCGAGGCUGGAAUUGAGAGGAUCAAGGUCUCCAAAGCAUCUUCUGAACUCAUGAAUUACUGUGAGCAAAAUGCCAGGAAUGACCCACUGCUGGUUGGAGUACCCGCCUCGGAGAAUCCUUUUAAGGACAAAAAGCCUUGUAUCAUCCUAUAGCUUUCUUCGCUCUCGCGUGUACACUCUCUCUCAGGCAGGGCACCAUUCUGUAUCGAUUUAAACCAAGUCCCAAACUUAAAACUGCGCAGAGGGAUAAACACUAAAUGUUGGAUUCAAAUAGAACUUAAAAUCUCAAAUUGGAAGUGUUCAGAAGGGGCUCAGCUGCUCCUGGGCGGUUUGCAAACUAAGAGGGGUUCCAAUUUACAAAACCAUCGGGGUGGGCGGGCACAUUAUUAAUGCUAAUUCUGUUUUCAAGGGUGGUGGGAGAAACAAGAAUUUAACUGCAUUUGUCAAUGGGAUUCAUGGCCUCUUAAAAAGAUGGAGUUUUGACCUUUUUAAAGUAUUUGGGCAAAACUUUGGGUGUACUUUUGAUUGUUAGUUAUUCCAGCUGACGUAUUCAAAGAAUUUCAGUCUGAUUGCUCUGUUUCUUGGGGAGGCUGUUUGUGGUGGUGGUGGCUGUUUAUUUUAAAAAAAAAAAAAUUAAGUGGAUAUUACAAAUUAGUAAAUUCAGAAUUAGUGGUGGGGGAGGGAGAGCAAAGUGUUUGGCAGCUGCAUUGUAAUGUGUAACGAAAUCAUGAAACUUUCUCUCUCCAUGAAAUGUGGCAUGUGGUUCUGAAGCAUCAUAUGAUCUUACGGUAUUUGUUACAAAUGAAUCCCAUUGUGGGGAGUAUACUUCGCAGAGUAACCCAUCAGCCAUGAAAACUGAAAUGACUCUCCUUAAGUUGUGCUUAGCCCAAGGCAAAGGAGAUGUGGGUGUUUACACCCUCCGGUCACAAUUUGGAUUUUUAGUUCUGUGUGUUGUUACCACUAUUUUCCUAGCAGAAUUUCGAUGUUGAGGGCAUUGAGUUGGGUUUGUUCUGCCUUUUUCUGAUGGGUGGUGGGAUUCGUUCUGUUCUGCAGUAUCCUGUUGACACUUUUUUAUCCUGGCCUUUCAGAGAUUCUAGGUCCAAAACACUAGAACUGGCCACCAUUAACCUCCCAGCUCUCCUUCCCUCUCAUUAGUCAUUAAUGUGGAUCUGUUGCAUUCAAACCUAUUCAUUGGGAGUGGGGGGGUGGUUUAAGGCUGUCAGGAAGAAGUAUUAACUCCCAACAGUUCCCAUCCCUUGGAAAUAAGAAAAUUAACUAAUUUUUCAUUUACCAACAUAACUAUGGGCACUGCACAUUUGGGAACAAACUCGAGACACAGCAGCAGGCAAGGGGCAGUGUCACCUGCUGCAGGAUGUAAGCGACAGUAAUAACAGCUCCUAGGUGGACUGAAGGUAGCGCAGGGCCUUUUAAUCUACUUUGUGGAUCCUUGCUGCAGCAUGCAGGUUCUGAGCACCCCCACCCUGCAAUGCAACCCAGAUGGUGCUUGGAAGAAAGAUCAGAGCUCAGGGAAGUACUGCUGCCUCUCCCUGGUAGUUAGAUCUAUUACCAUGGGGUGCAUCCUGGGAACAUUUUAUAAGAACGCAGAAUUCUGAACAGUCCUCUGGCACCGCCGCAGAUUUGCGUACCAGCUUAAAGAGAACCUGUCCAAUACUGUCCACUUGAUCUAAACAGUCAGGCCUAGAUCUCUUCCUACAAGAGAAUACCCAGCUUUCUACGGAGAACAUGGAGAAGUAGGGGAGUGGCCCACUUCUGAGGGACGAGCAAGCUUCUGAGGUAGCAGAACAGUUACUAAUUUCUCAUUUCUGAUGUAAAAUGGGAGUUGAAUACUGGCAAAUUCAAGGUGCAAGUACUAAUAGUUUUUACUUGACUCACAGGGUGUCCAUUUGUACAUAGUCUUGCCACAUUUGGGUCCAGAUUGUGUUCAGGAUGAGAAGGAUAAAAGCCUCCAAUAUGGAAUCCUAGGAAGCCUACCACACUGAGCUGUUUCCCCAGUGUUUUGGGUCUGUUUGAAAUGUCUAGGCCUUUAAUAGAAGCCCAGUGCUUUGCACUUUUGGUACCCUCAAAGCCAGAGAAUGCUUCCUGUCGCCAGGUCAAUCUUUGUGCUGUAGACAAGAAAAGCUAGAGGAGAACUUGGGUUUGAGCUUUCAUGGGAACUCUGAGGAUUUGGGCUCUUCUGAGGUGCAGUCUGGGGGAGGGAAGACUUGCAUAUCAAUAAUGGAGACUGUACACACCUUCUACUAGUAAAAUGAGCAACCAGGGAUCUGCCUUGAGCCCAGCCUAGGCAAGCAGGCACUGCUCCCCGGUUACCUCCCUGGUGCUCCUGUAAGGGAAAAGUGUUGCAGCGUGUGAUACUUUCAAAGGCGGUUCUGGAGCCCAGGCUGUGCUCUCUGUCCGGAUUUGUGAUCCUGGUAUGCCAUCCAACAGCAGUUACUUUGGGUGAAAUGAAAGGUGGGGGAAGGGGGAGCUAGUGCCACAAUUCAGGCUAAAAUCUAUAGGGAUAAUAGCCGAGUCAUUGACACCGGCCCUUUGACAGAAACCUAGCUUAGAUUCUUUCCAACUCGGUGCGCACACAGUGCCUAUCUGCUUGGGGAGUAACACUCAAUCUUUAUCCAUUCAGCGUGAGAUUUACUAGUGGGAUUGCAGAUGGGGGAUGGGACCUAAUAAUCUGAGUCUGCCUCUCCUAAAUGCCACUCCACUCUACCUGCUCAUGCAACCGAUUGACAGGGCUGGCUGGUGACAGGACGGGAGCACCUCUUAUGCAGGAGGGACAUGCUUUGUUGAUCUCGUGGGUUCCAGAUAUUUUGCCGGCAGCUUUUUAUUACAUGAUCAUUUGCCGUUUUAAAACAAUCACAUUUGUAAACACUACUGCAAACUGCUGCACAUACCGUACGUCGGGCUGCCGCUUUCACCUGGCUUUCUGGGGCCCUGUGCUGAGCUGAGGGAGCUUCAACCUUCCACUGGCCUUUCCAAGGGCCCUGGGUUCCAAUCCUGAAAUCAGCCAGCAGCCUCAAAACUAGUUGCCAGCUCCCCUUCCUGCCCUUUGCCUAUGCGCCACAGGAAGUGGGUGGCAGAGGGGAGUGUGUUGCUUCCCUCUGAUGAGCCUUCCCCAGGGCAUGCUCAUUAAAUGCCUCUGGGCUGGCAUGGCAUUCCCACUCCUCUCCUUUGCACUGUGAACUGCUGGCUUGCUGUAGGCCGUCCAGUGCACAUUGUUAAACUUGAUCUGUCAGCCAAGAAACCCAAUGGGCCUCUCCCGGGGCAGCCAGCUGCCUUUGGGGUUUCCUGUAGGCUGAGCUAUUCCCAUAAAAUUGGCGAGCAAUGCCUUUGUUCUCUUUUGUCCAAUGUGAUUUAAAACUCUGUUGAAGGUUACUCCUGUAGUGGGAAAUUAACACUGUCCCAAGAGGUGUCUGGGUUUCUCCCCAGUGGGGCUUUCUCUUGUAGAUUAAGGAUUCCUUCUGUUCUUAACCUAGUGUGGUUCCAGCCUUAUUUUUCUACUCCAGAUUGCUGAUUCUUCCUUUACAUUAGAGAACAGUGCAUGGUGCUAUGGUGGGCAAUCUAGGCAGAUGCAUGAAUUUCCGGGUCAGCCAGAAGACCUGGGUUCUUCACGUGCAUAGGAGAAAGCUAGUGGCAGAGGUUACUGCAGAAGCUAUCCACUUCUACUCCACUCCAGACCCAAGCAAAGGACAGGCCAGUGUCAUUAGCUCGGACAGCCUAAGGAGUCUCCGAAAACCUACCCCUCUGAGGCUGAUGCCAUCCCUCUCUCCCCUUCCAGCAGGCCUUUCGUGUCCCACGCCACUGCCAUCUCCUGCCCAAAGCUCUUUCGAAUUGUCCCUGGGUCAAGCUCUCACCCCCUGUACUAUGUCUGCAGGGUUAGUCUAUAGUAAUCAUAUAAACUCCAGACACUUGGUUCCCCCACAGUCAUUCUAUUGUUGAAUUCCACCAGCUGGUCACUUAAUAGUUUAGCAAAUUGGUGUCGAUCUUCCUUUUCUUUCUCUCUGCCUGGCAUAUCCAGUUCAGCACCUUUACCUUAUCUCCCUCUGUCUGAAUCCCUCUAACAUGCCAGCCGGUUUGUUAACCGGGAAGGGUGGUCCUUUACACUAUGAACCUGUAGUGGAGUUUAGACUGUGCCAUAUUAUCUGUGUGGAAUGGGGCUGGGGGUGGAAUGGUCUUCUGGUGCAGGACACAAUUUGAGAAGGUUGGGGAGAGGGGACAGGACCCAUGUGCCAAGCAAGAGCCAAUUCCUUUGAUUCAUACAGUCGAUGUUUUUAUGGUUUCCCCACAAGAGUUAUGCAAAGAAUAUGGGGAGGAGGGAAGCUGGGGGCAGCUGGCAGCUCAGGCCCCACUGAUCCAGACCACGUUUUCAUGAACCUUUCACAAGUGCAUGCCCUGUGCUGUCCAGAGUCCCUGACUCUCCUUGGUCUCCACAGAUGCUGAUUAGAGGCGAAUGGAAGUCCUUGGCACUAUAUAAGGGGAGUGGGUGGGGAGAAGGCAGCUGGAUCUGAACAACUAUUUCCGAGUGGGGCGGGAGGGUUGGAAGGAGCCUUGCCACUUGGGUAUCUGAUGUAUCUUCAACUGGUGACUUGCCUCUAGGUGGAAAAAUCCUCAACCUUUUUUAGUUUUUCCUUGUCUGAGUAAAUGGGUGAUCAUAUUGUAGAUGUUUUUGUAUAGCAUAAAUAUAAGUGCAAAUUACAGUAGCUGCUUGUACUUUGUUAGUGCAUUUGCCC